ACACAAGUCGGCAGGUAGGUACCAAAAACAAAAACCAAGUCGGCAGGAUAUGGAAAGAACUAAUUGAAUUAGAUAAAGAAAUAUUCAAAUUGGAAGGGAAGGUGGUCGACGACGAUUUAAUACGUACUAUUACCAAAUGGAUGGAGGCCACAGGCCACUCCUUGGCACUACAGCUUUGUUCUUGAUAAUGACAGCCAAUCCAAUGCUUAAUUCAACGCCAGCUUAAAGUCCUCAAUUAUUGACACUUUAAUCCUUGAGAGAAGCCGGAUGCUGUGGCUACAAGAAGAUCCCUGUCAGAGGUGUGCAUAGGCUCCCCGUUGUUGCUUGAUUUAAUCGCCGUGCGCCAUGGCCGGAGAUGAUGAAGACGAAGGCGAAAUGGCGGCGUUGCGGGAGGCUCUGCGGCAGCAGAGUCUUGCCGUCGAGAUGCUCAAGGCCGAGCUGGAGGAGGAGAGGCAGGCGGCGUCGUCGGGGGCCGACGAGGCGCUGGCCAUGAUCCUGCGGCUGCAGGGGGAGAAGGCGGCGGUGCGGAUGGAGGCCGACCAGUUCCGGCGGGUGGCGGAGGAGAGGAUCCUGCACGACGAGGACUCGCUGGCGUUCCUCAAGGCCGUCGUCUUCAGCCAGGAGAUGGACAUCACCUCCCUCAAGAACCGCCUGCUGGCCGUCUGCGGCAGCAAUGGUCCCUACGCGCCGGCCCCCGGCCGCGACGGCGUCGUCGACCUCCCCUGGCUAAGGAGGCUGGCCCAGAAAGACGUGUCGUCGGGGAGGAACGCCUCUGUCCCGGCGGCGCGGCUCGAGGAGCUAUGCUCGGAUCUCGAUGCCUCUGAGGACGUCGGCGACAGCAGGCCGGCGAGGACGGUGUCGGACAUCGGGGAGGUGAUCCGGAGGGAGAAGGAGUGGGUGCGGUCCAACGUGAGCCACCAGGCGUUGCCGCCGAGGCUGCACCGGUCGUCCUCCCAUCGUCUCCCGCGGGCGCCGAGCUACACAGCGCAAUGCGCCAUGCCCAGUGUCCACGACAAGUUUGAAGCGCCGGAGAGCGUCGCGUCCCAUGCCCCUCCGAGAUCCAGCAGGAGGUCAUCGCCGGAGAUAAUCUCCGAAGAAGACGACGUGAUCUCGUCGUCGACGCGGCGCGGUGACUGCAACGACCCCAAGCCAAGCGACGAGCGCACAGACGGCGCCAUUGCUGAUCUGGGAGCCGGCAUUGAUGAGAUCAAAUCCAGCGUGCAGACCCUCGCGACCGAGCUCGGCAGAAUGAGGGAAACCAGCAUGUCCAGAGGCGACGCGCAGAUGCAAGUGCUGGCCGAGAUCUGCGCAAAGCUCGACGCCAUGAGGCCCACGACCAUCAGCAAGCAACAGAAUGCUGUUCAUGGAGGCAAGAAAUUCUCCAGCAGAGAAGUAGGCAGUUCUUCCAAGGGGCCGGUGACCACUCUGCCACAGAGUGAGCUUCUGAUGAACCAGUUCAUUGAGGUAUGUGCCAUGAUCUCCUCUGCUCUCCUUGCUAGGCCCUUGGCCAAGGUUGCUACAUCCACGCCAUGGUUUAGGUGCAUCCUCAUUUUUGUCGUAGCAGUUUUUCCAUUCGUGCUGUAUAAGCAACACAAUCCGCUGUGGUAGACGUCAAAGCUUUUCCCUCCCAAUUUCCAUUCAUUCACUUUUUAGACAGUUAUUUUUGUAAUAAAAGACAUCCCUAUGAGACAAUGCUGAAACAAGAUCGGCUUUGUGUUA
Aegilops tauschii subsp. strangulata is the source of this 1719-nucleotide messenger RNA. RefSeq lists its product as uncharacterized. The record is from RefSeq and is a predicted model, not a curated record. Lineage: Eukaryota; Viridiplantae; Streptophyta; Magnoliopsida; Poales; Poaceae.